AUGACAGAAGAUAUUACAUUUUCAGAUGAUCCAACUAUUCAAGAAUUACAAUCUUGCUGUUUAAUAUAUGAGAAUUUGGAAGUAGAUUAUGAGAAUUUAAGUGGAUCCAUAAAUAUUCCUAUCAAGAUUGAACAAGGUAAAAAUUUAAAUUUGUACCAGAAAGAUCCGAAAAACGAGAAAUUAAUACUAUUGUCGACUAAGGAGAUACAUAGUUUGCCACCUAUCAACUUGAAAUUUAAACUUCCAAAUGGGUACCCGCAUGAAGUUCCGCCAAGUAUAACAAUUAGCUCUUCAAGUUUAAGCAUAGACAAUGCCACUAAAUUGAAAAGCAGCCUAAUACAGUUGUGGGAUGACAUCAAAGACACAGUCAUAUUCAACUUUAUAGAUCAUAUCCAAGAUAUAGUUCAAAAUUCAUUAGACGAAUUAUUGCCCUCCACAAUCGACGUCGAAGAUUAUGAAGAAUUCAACACAAUAUUAAAACUUGAUAGUAAAUCCAAAACGGACGAGUUCAAUUCUCAAACUUAUACCUGUGAAAUUUGUCAAACUGAAAAUAAGGGACUUGUAUGUACAAAAUUUGAGGAAUGUAAUCAUGUAUUUUGCAAUGAAUGUUUAACUGGAUUUUUCACUUCAACAAUUCAAGAAGGUGAUAUAAAUAAAAUUCAUUGUCCUGAAUAUAAUUGUAUGAAAGAAUAUACUAAAAAAAGAGAUGAAUUAAUUAAAUUAGAGUCAUGGAUGUUGAAUGAUAAAAACUUAAAAGAUGUUGUGAUUAAUUUAUUUACACCAAAUGUUCCAAUAAGUCAAUUAAAAGUGUUAUUAUCACAACAACUUAUUGAUAAAUAUUUACAACUAUUUAAAAAAUCUCAAUUUGAAUUACUUAAAAAAUUACUACCAAACAGAUUAGUAGAAUGUCCAAGAAUAGGAUGUGAAGAAAUCAUAUUCAGAGAAGACCUUAAUGAAAAAUUAGUAAUUUGUAAAAAAUGUAAAUAUGCAUUUUGUAAUGAUUGUAAAAAUUCUUAUCAUGCAAGAUUUAAAAAAUGUAUUAAAUUACAAGAAAAUGAAAAAUAUGAAGGUAUACCUAUAGAAGAUUUAAUAAAUUAUCAAUUUAUGCCUCAGGGAUCUCAUGAGAAAAAAAUUUUACAUGCAAAAUUUGGUAGAAAUAAAGUAUUAAAAGCUAUUGAUGAAUAUCAAAUGGAUAAAUUAUUUGAACAAAUGUUAAAGGAAGGAACUGAAUUAAAAGAAUGUCCUGGUUGUGGAGCAGUUAUUGAAAAAAGUGAUGGUUGUAACAGAAUGAAAUGUAGUGAAUGUCGUACUUGUUUUUGUUUCAAUUGUGGUGUUCAAAUAGAUAAUACUUAUGAUCAUUUUUCUGAUCCUACAUCCCCAUGUUAUAGACUAUUAUUUUUUGGAAUGGCAGGUGUAGAAGAUUAA
Molecule: messenger RNA, 1425 nt
Organism: Lodderomyces jiufengensis
Lineage: Eukaryota; Fungi; Ascomycota; Pichiomycetes; Serinales; Debaryomycetaceae
Product: RBR-type E3 ubiquitin transferase
Exons: 1
Coding region: 1-1425 (474 amino acids)
Biological process (GO): ubiquitin-dependent protein catabolic process; positive regulation of proteasomal ubiquitin-dependent protein catabolic process; protein polyubiquitination
Cellular component (GO): cytoplasm; ubiquitin ligase complex
Molecular function (GO): ubiquitin protein ligase activity; zinc ion binding; ubiquitin conjugating enzyme binding
Source: RefSeq, a predicted model, not a curated record